GCAAAAACCGAUUGAGGUUAGAUAUUUCGUGAGGCAAACAAACCAAACUCCUUUGGUUUGACUUUGCAUCUGUGGUUGUAAAUGAGCUGUCAGAAAUCAUAAGACAUAAAAAAAUUUAAGUUUUUACAAUCAAAUAUAACGUUGAAGAAUGUCUAUUGAAUACGAUAGUUGGCAUCUUUUGGAAAACUUUGAAAAUAUUUGCCGUUUCUGUCUGUCACAAGAGAAUUGCAUCCAGAUACUUCACGAUGGAAGAAUCAACGACACUUUAUUAAAAGCUGCAGAUAUAAUCAUUUCAAAGGUGGAUGAAAACGAUGGUUUGCCUAACAGUAUCUGUCAACGAUGUUUGAACUGUGUAAUUGAGUUUGUAGAUUUCGAAUCUCGUUGUCGAGAAACAUACGAUGUAUUGCAACACGUUAUAGAACUUCGGCUAGAAGCGAAUGGCGAUGGAGGUGUGAUCGAAGAGAUAGUAUUUUCCCAAGAAUACAUUGGUUUGGAAGAGCAGUCAAGCCGCUCCUUAAAAGGUGAAAAUAACAGUGGCGAGGAGAAUAUUACUACUGAUUGCGAUAAUAUAGCUGAUGAUUUUAUUAUAACAGAAUCUGACAAACUAACUAGUAGCACGAAUGAGGUGUUUAAACCGACACAGGAAUCCUGCAGAAAAGGUAAAUGCUGUCCCGUAUGUGGCAAGUUUGUGUCACAAUUGAGUAAACACCUACCCACUCAUUCGGAUGUGAAACGUCACACUUGCUUACAUUGCUCUAAACAGUUCGCACAUGAUACAACUCUCAGGAAACACAUCCGCUCCGUUCAUCUUAAAAUCAAACGAUAUCAAUGCCAGCAUUGUUCGGAAUCUUUCACGGACCGUAGUUCGCAACGCUAUCAUGAGGUGGCGAAACAUAAAGAAGCGAGGGAUUACGUUUGUACACUAUGCAAUAAAUCCUAUUUCACUUCGACAGGGCUCCAACAACAUAACAGCUUGAACCAUGAACAGCGAAAGUUCAAAUGCGAUCAAUGUGGAAAAAUGUUUGCUAUGAAAUAUCACUUGAAGGAACAUGAAUAUACCCAUUCAGAUGCGAGACCGUACAAAUGUUCACUUUGCGACAGAUCGUUCAAGCGAGUAAAAAAUUUAAAUGAGCAUUUAUCUAUACAUAAGAGAGGCAUAUAAUCAAGUUUUUGUGUUGAUUACAUUCGAGUA
Messenger RNA from Topomyia yanbarensis, 1192 nucleotides. RefSeq names its product gastrula zinc finger protein XlCGF7.1-like. NCBI's taxonomy places the organism in Eukaryota, Metazoa, Arthropoda, Insecta, Diptera, Culicidae. The transcript is spliced from 3 exons. Gene Ontology annotation, biological process: regulation of transcription by RNA polymerase II. The record is from RefSeq and is a predicted model, not a curated record. Bases 149 to 1162 code for a protein of 337 amino acids. Gene Ontology annotation, molecular function: DNA-binding transcription factor activity, RNA polymerase II-specific; zinc ion binding; RNA polymerase II cis-regulatory region sequence-specific DNA binding. Gene Ontology annotation, cellular component: nucleus.